AUUUGCUUCAAAGAAUAUAUUUAUGUCGUGCAAAUUAAAAGUGUGGAACAAAUUGUUUAACACAAUUGAAUGGCUUUAGUUUAUGUUUUACAUUUUAGGUUCCUUUUGUUCUCUCAUUUGACUGUGUUACUGCUACUUGUCUUAACUAGGAAAGGAAAUGGACACAGUGGUGAUUGUCCAGACUCAUUUGGUUGUGGAAAUCUUGGGUUUUUUAAAUACCCUUUUACAACAGUUGAAUUCCCAAGCUGUGGUGCAUUGGCAAUUCAAGGUUGUGAUAAUCUCAACAAAACUGCUAUGAAGUAUGUCCAGUUAACCAAAAGAGGAAAACUCUUCCAAGUUAAAAAGAUUGAUAAUCACUGGUCCAUUGGCAACACUAUUUCCAUUAUUGACCCCAAUAUCACCAAGCUUUUGGAGAAAAAUGCUUGUGAGGCAUUCAGCUAUGUUAAUAUUACCCUCCCUCCUCCCACUCCUUUUGGAACUUUUUUUAUGAAAAACUACAUAACAGCUUUCAAAUGCAACCAUACCCGAAAAUUAGGCAUUCACCCUCCAAGUAAUUUCUUCAUAAAUAGUUCUUGUCAUCCCUAUGAUUUUUACUUUGGCGAUUCAAUAUUUGAUGAUGAGUCCAACCACUCUUUCGUGUCCUGUUCGUCAUUGCAUCUUCCUGUCAAUGAAUUAGGCUUUGCACUUUCCGGUAACCCAUUUCCCUUUUUAACUAAUGAAAUUACCUUUCAGUUCCAAUCUUCAUAUGACUGUCAACAGUGUCAUAACCAUUACCAUGAUAAAAAAAAUCAUUGUCAUGUUGACAGCAACGGACAAAUUUAUUGCGUCGCAAGGAAGGGUAGAAGUCCAGCUCGGAAGCUAGGAUUGGUUUUAGGAGUCGGUGUUGGACCAUGGAUCAUAGUUGGAUUAUUCCUCGCGCUACGGCACUACAAACGAAAAUCUGGCCCUGCACAGACCCAAUCCCAACCAAGCAACAACACUUAUGUUGAUCCUUAUUUGAAUCGUGAAGUGGAGUCAACCAAGCUCUUCUUUGGUGUACCUGUCUUCUCCUAUGAAGAACUUCAACAAGCAACAAAUAAUUUUGACCGCAGGAGAAAGCUAGGAGUUGGAGGUUUUGGCAGUGUUUACCAUGGGAAGCUCAAAGAUGGAAGGGAGGUUGCUGUGAAACACUUAUUUGAGCAAAAUUACAGGAGAGUAGAACAGUUUGUGAAUGAAAUUGAAGUACUCGCUCGCUUGCGCCAUAGGAAUCUAGUGUCCCUCUAUGGCUGCACUUCACGUCACAGCCGUGAGCUACUACUUGUAUAUGAAUAUGUUCCAAAUGGAACUGUGGCUAGCCAUCUCCAUGGUGAUUUAGCUAGAGCCGGUUUGCUGACAUGGCUUAUUCGAAUGCAAAUCGCAAUAGAAACCGCUUCUGCAUUGGCUUAUCUACAUGCUUCCGACAUCAUUCACCGUGAUGUCAAAACCACCAACAUUCUACUUGACAUUAAUUUUUCUGUUAAGUUAGCAGAUUUUGGACUAUCAAGGUUGUUCCCUAGCGAUGUCAGCCAUGUUUCCACAGCUCCACAAGGAAGUCCGGGUUACCUUGACCCUGAAUACUUCCAACUCUACAAGCUAUCGGAGAAGAGUGAUGUGUAUAGCUUUGGCGUUGUGCUCAUCGAGCUAAUAUCAUCUAUGACAGUAAUUGAUUCUGCCAGAGAAAGAGAGGAAGUUAACUUGGCAAAUCUAGCAGCUAAGAAGAUCCGAAAUGGUGCAGUCGGGGAAUUGGUUGACCCAUCACUUGGUUUUGAAUCAGACAGUGAAGUUAACAGGAUGGUAACUUCAGUGGCAGAAUUGGCUUUUCAAUGUGUGCUAGGAGACAUGGAAUUAAGACCUUCCAUGGAUGAAGUUCUGCAAGAACUCAAGAAAAUUGAUGGUGGGAAUUUUGAGUUUGAUCAUCUAGAGAAAGUACAUGACAGUGUUGGCUCCUCGCGGUACGAAGAAGUACAUUCACCGAUAGUUGGAACUUCUAUCUAUAGGAAGCAAGAAGUAUCAACUUCACCAAAGUCAUUGACAGAGAAAUGGGAAAGUGAAUCUAUUACGCCCAAUGGUGAGAGCAUAACAGAGUCUAGGGAUGGCGAAGUUGCAGAGAUUCAAGCUCUUCGCGACACAAUGCGGUGUUGAAAAGAGCCCUACGUUAAG
Molecule: messenger RNA, 2178 nt
Organism: Medicago truncatula (barrel medic)
Lineage: Eukaryota; Viridiplantae; Streptophyta; Magnoliopsida; Fabales; Fabaceae
Product: LEAF RUST 10 DISEASE-RESISTANCE proteinUS RECEPTOR-LIKE PROTEIN KINASE-like 1.1
Exons: 5
Coding region: 70-2160 (696 amino acids)
Biological process (GO): protein phosphorylation
Molecular function (GO): protein kinase activity; ATP binding
Source: RefSeq, a predicted model, not a curated record